Messenger RNA from Bradysia coprophila, 1688 nucleotides. RefSeq names its product mitochondrial translation release factor 1 (gene mRF1). The record is from RefSeq and is a predicted model, not a curated record. Lineage: Eukaryota; Metazoa; Arthropoda; Insecta; Diptera; Sciaridae. Gene Ontology annotation, biological process: translational termination. Gene Ontology annotation, molecular function: translation release factor activity.
CAUGACAAGCGAUGUCAGUUAUCUCUGCAAUGAGCGUAACGAGACCUUACAUAAAUACAAAAUAAAUCCCGGUUAACUGAAUGAAUAACAUCAAUUUGAACUGAUCGAAUCAUUAUGUUGCGAACAAUAUGCAAGCAAUUCAUCCGACCAAUUGCUUCGUUAAACGUACCACCAUCAAAGUAUCAGUGCUGCAAUUGGAGGUUAUUUUGUUCAAAUGAGACUAAGAACGACUACGGCGGUCUGACUGUUAACGACACCGAAGUGCUUAAUUACCUGAAAAAUGCCAAGACAGAGUACUGUGAUCUGGUGAAACGGAAAGAAACACUCGGACGAGAUGGUCACGAGAAGAUCAGAGAACUGCAACAAAUGGUCGAAAUCUAUGAGUGUCGGAAUGCGGCAGUCGAAAAUUUAAAAAUUUUAACUGAAGAAAUGGCUAAAGAAAACGAUGCUCAAUUGUUAGCAAUGAUGAAGGAUGAGAAGAAGGAAUUCUUAGCAUCCAUCGAAUCGUGGAACAGUCAACUAAUGGAAUCGAUUUUUGAUAUGCCGGAAGACUAUUACUGUUCGUCCAUGUUUCUUGAAGUCACAGCUGGUGUCGGAGGUCAAGAAGCAAUGCUAUUUGCGAGCGAAAUCCGAGACAUGUACACCCAGUACUGCUGCUAUAAAAGAUGGAACAUUCAACAGAUUAGUGAAGAUACAUCCGAAAUGGGUGGACUGAGACAUGCUAGCUACAUUGUGACGGGUGACGAAGCGUUUAAUUUGUUACGAUUCGAAGCUGGUGUGCAUAGAGUGCAACGGAUUCCUUCAACGGAAAAAGCUGGCCGAGUUCAUACUAGUACAGUUACCGUUGCGGUGAUACCAAAAUCAGACGAAGUAGAUUUGAAUAUCAAGGAAAAAGAUUUAAAAAUUGAAACCAAACGGGCCAGCGGAGCUGGUGGUCAGCAUGUGAAUACAACGGACAGUGCGGUACGAAUUGUACAUAUUCCCACUGGACUUUCGACUGAGUGUCAAACGGAAAGAUCGCAAAUUAAAAACAGAGAACUGGCGAUGAUCAAACUACAAGCGCAGUUAUACAAACAGCAUUACGACGCAGAGAAUGCAUCAACAAACGCUGCACGCAAAUCUCAAGUGGGAUCGAGUCUACGAAAUGAAAAGAUUCGCACGUACAACUACAAUCAGGAUAGAGUAACCGAUCAUCGCAUUGAAAACGGUACGAUGCAUAAUUUGGAAGGUUUUUUACUGGGUGGAUCGACGUUGGAUGAGUUAAUUAAGCGACUGAGGCUGUCCAAUAGACGAGACGAAAUUAUUGAAAUAAUUAAAAAGUCGACGUAGAAUUGGCCUGAUUUAACGAAAGUUUUUGCUUUAUUUUGUGUCGUUUCGAUAUUUGUCCGAAAGUCCCAAACCCCCCAUAAACCCUUACUUUUACAAGUUAUUUACAAGUUUAAACAUAAUUGAGCGAAAAUACUAUACGUACGUCGAUGAAAUGGCAUUUCACUCUUCCUCGGAUUUAAUCGUCAGCAAGCCAUCGGCUGUGUCGCUUUCAUUCAUCACAAGAUGCAAUUGAUUCAGAAAUUCUUCAAUUUCGUCUGGUUCGUUACCCAGCGCUGUCAAAAAUUUCGUAAUCUCGAUUCUCUUCCCGGCCAACGUUGAAAUUGAGUCCGGAGACGAAUCCAGUAGCAACAGCAGAAGGG